Daucus carota subsp. sativus is the source of this 2627-nucleotide messenger RNA. RefSeq lists its product as uncharacterized. The coding region runs from base 325 to 2295 and encodes 656 amino acids. Lineage: Eukaryota; Viridiplantae; Streptophyta; Magnoliopsida; Apiales; Apiaceae. The record is from RefSeq and is a predicted model, not a curated record. The transcript has 4 exons.
UUUCUAACUUAACGGUUUAUCCGUGACUGACAAAUUUCCAUUUUGAUAACAAUAUCCCCAUACCAUGUGAAAUAAACACUUGUCUAGUCUCAACUCUUGAAUCUCAGCCCCACUCACUUAUCAUCAAACUAACAUCAACCUUUCAACACUUGCAUUUGCAUUGUGUUUUCAUGCCUUUUUCCUCCUCUUGUUCUUCUUCACAUUGCAUUACUCUUUUUCCCCGUCAUUCACGGUCACUUAAAAGUCACACAAUCUUUUACACGGUGGCACGAAUUUAAUCGACAAUUGAGCCCAAGAGUAAAGAGAGCAGAUAGGAUCUACUAAAUGGAGGGAAAGAAACUAAAUUUUAAUGCGCCACUUCUAUCUGUGAGAGUUAAAAGAAAAGAUAAGGAUGUUCCACCACCGUGUAAGCAGCUGGCUGUUCCUGCGCGCAAAUCAGUGUCUCCACCGUCGUCUAGGCAGCUCUCUGUGCCUCCACGCAGAUCAGUGUCGGAAUUAACUGACCUGACUAAGCCAGCUGCAGUUCCUUUUGAGUGGGAACGAACUCCGGGGAGGCCUAAAGUGGAAGGAAAAGGAGAGGCCUUGUCUCAAAAAGAGCCUUUGCCUAGUCCCAGAUUUCCACCAGGAAGAGCAUUUGAUAUUAGAAAGCGUGUCUCAGGGGAAUUACUUGAGUAUCAAAACCUUUCGAGGCCUCAACUGGAAGCAUCGCCUUUAAAUGAAAACGUGAGUGUUGUUGGUAUGACCGAAGGAUGUCAUUCUGAGGACGGGGAUGAUGCAAUUUUAGAAUCACUUGACGCACUCUCGCAGACAGAGUCGUUUUCUGGGAGCUGCAGUAUAACUGAUUCAAGUAGCAAUGGUGGUCCAUUUACGCAAUCAUCCAAAACCUUCAGGGCUGAUCAAAAAACUCUAGACCUUAUGAUGGCUCGUUUUUUGCCUGCUGCAAGGGCUAUGAUUAUAGAAACCCCAAAAUAUGUUCAGAAAAAGAAAUCUGUGGAAAGCCAAGCGUCAAGAAAUGUUAAGAAGAUUGUCAGCGGAGAAUUAAGGCCCCUCCUAGAAAGAUACGGGUCUAACACAGCACCACAAUACAGUCCCUACAAGAGGAAUGCAUUUAGUGAAGUUGAGGAUGACGGAGAUGAUUAUCGUCAUAGAAGAUCUGGUUUAGCAUGUGGAUUGUUGCCUCGAUUAUCAAAGAAGUCUUUGCGUUUUCUUGAUCCAGUGCCAAGGAUGAAAUCCAGGCCCCAAAGUCCUGUUUCAUCUGCUUCCGAGGUUAGAAGAAUGGCCAGAACAGCUCACAGUGGCCCUUUACCACAAGUUCAACAAGAGAAGCAGAGUUUAAAGGACAAUUACUGGGAUGAUAUUAAAAUUGGAGUUAAGCAGCAAGAACUUAUAGAGAGUAAAUUAAUUGGUGCCAAUACGGUUCGUCAUUCUAUUGAUUCAUACAGAAAAGAAAGUUUACUUCCUCGUACACGCUCAAGGAGUGGUUGUAUAUCUCCCUAUCGGAAUGAAAAGCCCCGGUCUCCCUUUCAUGACGGAGCAAGGUUUCUUGGUGUACCGAAGAUGGUCAAAACUACAGAAUCUGGUAAUGUCAAUUUAACUAGCAAAGAGUUUGAUAAAUUUCGUGACAUCUCAGCAUAUCAGAUGUAUAAACGGGAAUCAGAUAUAUUAAGUAGUUUAGCUGAAAGAAUUUUGUACAUAGAUUUGGUAAAUAAUACAGAACUGCCAAUUUUGGAUUCGGAAGAAGAAUUGCUUAAGAAACUUUCGACAGAGAACUUGGGGGAAAGCAGAGGAACUGAAGAAAUUCGCAUGCCAGAAUCAUUAGACACUGUUAAGAUGGUAAAAUCUACAAACAUAGGGUCUACAGCAGCAGGAUCGGCAUCUUCUGGUUGUAUAUCGAAUCUCAAAAGUAGAGCAGACAACAUUAAAGUUAUGAAACAGGAUGCAAAUCUCGGUCAUGAAGCCGCGUCCUUGGAAUGCUCCAUAGUUCAUCCUGCUGAGAAUUUGGCAACACAAACUGAGAAUUCUGGAAAAGUGAAUGAUGAUAAAAAUGUAGGCGUCGGAUUCCCUCAAUCACCUCUACCCCCACCUCUACCAAAAUCACCUUCUGAGCCUUGGCUAUGGCGUAAUCUAUCUUCCAUAUCCUUGCGAAAUCCUUUUUCACAUGGCCAGUCUAAGAAGAUAAAUAGGAAGACUUCCUCAACUAGUUCCAAGUGGGAGACUAUUGUAAAAACUUCCAAUGUCUCCCAUGACCACAAGCGUUAUUCUGAGGAACUCGUCUCUCAUGUUUCGAAGCAGUAAGCAGUUCAACAGAAAAAAAAAAGAGUUGGAGGAUCGGCCACUGCAAUAUUUGCUCUAAACGAGCCUCCAUACUACGUUCGAUGUAUGAUCAGUAGAUAAACAUAGAUGCAUUAAGUUGUUUGGUUAAAAAUGGUUGAAUGUUUCCCGCAAGUAUCCAGUUCUUGCACAUUUGGAGAACACAGAUUACCAAUUUAUAGCCGUCAUUCACAUGUCAGGGAAUUGUACAUUUCUUUUAUACAGUUUCCCUGGUGUCAUUUCAAUAAACUUUGUCAUUUUUCCUAUUAAUACAAUUUACAAUCUGAAAUAUGAGUGCCAAUAUUCUAAGUGCUCUC